AGAUUACAUUAUAGAAUUGUUUGUACAUUUCACUUUUUGAAAGUAAUAUAAGCCCUCGACAUGAGUCUCGGGAUUUAAUCCUCAAAUUUAGACACUUGACUUUCAAGUCAGGAUUUACCCAAGGGACGUAAUUAGUAUGUUUGAAAUCUAUUGGUUGAUUUGAAUUUAAACAAAGACAUUUUUGAAAAGAGUUAGCGCCAGAGAAUUGGAGGUAGUAAAGUCAGUCGAUAAAAUAAUGCCUUUGUAGUCAGUCACGUUUCUAGGAGCUUUGAUCUAAAGCCUUUGUAAUAUGUUCCAUGCUCAUUGAUUUGUAAUUUGUACAUAAACUGUACUUACGUUGUAUUUAAUAAAGUUCCAGAGUUUUGUUUUAUCAAAGAAUCGUCAAUUGUGAUUCUAGAUCGUCAUUUUUGUUAGCUAUUGAAUUCAAGUAAAAUCCCCGGCAUAACAACACAUCAUACCAUCAAAAGGUUGUCACAUCUGGCACAAGUGUUGUUACAUUGGCACUCUCCGACUAACAAAAGUUCAUGGACAACUUUUAACGAAAUUUAUUCAAGAUCUAGGACCAAUUUCUAAAACUCUUCAAAGGAACUUCAUUCUUAUUUAACGGAGGACAGAAUUUCUGUGUUUAACAGGUCAGUUGGUUAUCGAUAAUUCUUUUAUAAAGAUUUUCGUUAGAGUUACGUCUAACUCACGAAAUCUAUUAUUAUAUGUAAUUGGCAAAAGGAAUAAGACCAAUAUACAUAAUAACUGGCAUUAUAAAAAAGACCAGUAACUCAAAUAACUGGCAAUAUAAAAGACCAGUAAAUCAAAUAACUGGCAUUAUAAAGAAGACCAGUAAAUUAUCAUUUGUGCAGCACAAAGUAAACAGAAGACCAGAUUUAACCAACUGUUAAACCAGUAAAAAGUACUCGGCUCAAUAGAUCUAUAUAUCUAAAAAGUACUCGGCUCAAUAGAUCUAUAUAUCAAUCAUACGACUCCAGUAACUACAAGUCUACUGUCAAGAAUUUAUUAGCAAAUUGAGGCUUCAAGAACUUUGUCACUAGAUCUAUAUUAUUAUAAUAUCUGAGAUAAAGCCAAAAUCCAGAUAUUGAACAUUUUGCUACAAUACAAGAAACUAACAAAAAAAAAUUAAAUAUGGCUUCCAGCUCUAGAACACAACGACUCCAGUAGUACUUCUACUGUAAAACAAAGUUAUACUUCAUAGCCAGUUACGGCAUAACUAACAUUGAUUUGUUAUAUUCAAAACGUUACUAUAUUUCUACAUUCCAAGUUGGUAUAUUUUUCAACAUGUCUCCAAAGACAAGAACACAAAGAUGGUUAGAAUUAUUCGACAUAGCUAAAGAAAAACAAGUACCUAAACCAGAAGAAUGGGUUCAUCGACAGGAAGAAAAAGAAUAUCAAGCAAAAGUACAUUGUAACAUGACUUCAACAACAGACAUAAUAGGUGAAGCCAUAGCUUUAGCAGAAAAACUCAACAUUCCUUCACAUGAACGAGAAAGAUGGUUUGAUAAUAAAUUAGCUGAGUUCGACAGAGAAAAUGACAGAAGACGGCAAGAAGAACUUAAACGAGAAUUAUUAGAAUUGAAAAAUACCGAAUUCAAAGCUGAACAAAAGAAUGAUGCAACAUUAACAAGAAUAUACCAGAAAGCUCAAUUAAGAAAGCGUACAGCAUAUCUCGAAGAUGGAUUUCUCAAGAAGAUUACUUUCCACAAGUACAAUGUCAUUGAACAAAUAUAUGUACCAAAGAAGUUCAGAAAACAAAUAAUUAAAGCAAAGCAUGAAUUUUAUGACACCAUACAUAUGAGUGUAACAAGUACCAAGAAGAGAAUUGCCAAAGAAUAUUAUUGGCCUAGCUUGACCAAAGAUGUCAAGAAAUACAUUAAUAAAUGUUUACAUUGUCAAUGGGAUUAUGAUGAGAAACAAACUCAAAAGAAAAGCAACAUAACUAAAACAAAGAAUGAACCAGACUACAAAGUCAGAAUUGACAAUGAAUCUAUGAAUCAUGACUCAAGCAAAUCUACAGGGACAUCACUGCCUACUACAUGUCCACCCCUACCUGUUACUACAUGUCCAUCCCUACCUGCUACUACAUGUCCAUCCCUACCUGACAAUACAAGCCCAUCCCUAACGACUGAUGAUGACUUCAUGCAUCAAGACUUGAAUAAGACAGCAUCUGCAUCAAAUACUAUGAUAUGCAUUGAACAUUUCUGCUACAAUCAAGACAAGUCUCAUGAACCAGAAGCAGAUACUUAUAUUCAAUCAACUUUGGCUAUACCAGACAAAAGAAAAACUAUGCAACUUGACUCUAACACUCAUACAAGUAUUCCUCAUUUGAAAGAAUGUGAGUCAACUCAAGAAGCCAUUACAACCAAGAACAUUGAAAGUCAAAGGAUAUUACAUGAACACAUGAAAUCAAGAUAUUUUGCUCAAGGAGAUCAAGUCAAUUUACUGUUACCAGAUUGGAGUAACAAGCUAUUCUACAAAUGGCAAGGUCCAUUCACCAUCACCAGAAAGAUUUCCAACCUGCUUUAUGAAAUCAAUGUCAACAAGUUUACCAGAGUAUUUCAUGUUCAUAUGUUUGAACAUUACCAUGAAACAGAUAAUGAAGACAUCAAAGCAGAAGUUGAACAUUUUACAAGCUUAGCAACUAUUCCUGAGGAAGAAGAAACAUCAUCAACACCCAUUCCUGAGAUAGAUGUUUCAUUACCGACAUCAAAUAACAUUGACAUUCCCAAGGUCAUCACUCUGAAUGACAUAGCAGCAGCAAAUCAAAGUGACAUUCCAAAGGUCAUCACUCUGGAUGACAUAACACUACAAACAGUGAAAGACACUAAAGUGUUUACAAACUAUGCAGAUUUCUUUACCAGUGUUUCUGAAACAUUUCCAGUACUGCAAUUUGAAAGUAACUCAGAAAGCAAUAACAUUGACAACACCAAGUUUCAUCCUCAGUCCACUCAAGGGGCAACUUUUCUUCAGAAAGGAACAAAUGAACUUCUUCAACAUGGCUGUAUCGACCGAUUGAACUCAGACAUGUUCAGUCAUUGCUCUAUUGAACAUUCUAAUGCAAAGCAUUCUGCUACCAUUGUUCUACAGCGUCAAAGUUCAUCAACCAGAAAAUUGAGUUUUGGUUUCGGACAGUUCUUAUUUUCCCCAAACUCAAACGCGGUUCAAUCAGACAUUAUCUGUGAGAUCAUUAUGACAUGGAGACAACAGCUUCAUAAACUGAAAGACCUUUUCUUCAAGUUUAGAAAACGCACAUCCAUGUUGGCAAUUCAGAAGGGUUCCGAACUUAACAUUUCUACUUUACAUAUGUACUAUAGCAUAUGUAGUGUCACUUGAUCCAUUAUCAUUCAUACUCGUCAAGGAAGAACAGUAUUCAGUAGUACUUAAUCAAUUAAUUUGUUUACUCACUUUUUCCACAGGAGUUCUAUAUCAGAUGUUGUAUUUAUUUCAGCACCAAGCAACCCACUGAGGAAAGUCACUCAUUCAAGAUACUUUGUUUAUUAUGUUUCAGCAUCUUUGCAUAUGACAUGCAUCAGACAUUUUAAUUUUUAAAUCAUGUGCAUUUUAUUUCAGGUAUUUUAUUUCAGGUAUAUUAUUAUUGCAUAUAUCUUAUUAUAAUAGUACAGAUACAUGACUUAUAAUUGAAAUUUUUUAUUGCUUCACACAUGUUGAGAUUUAUUUCACAUUGAGUAUUAUUUUUCAGAAGAUUGUCAUGUAUACAUCAUUUUUUUCUAUGUCAAUUUUUCAUAUGCAAUAUAUUUUUCCAUGUACACAUUUUCACAUUAGUACUAACCAAAUGAGUUAUAAUGUCAUAUUUUAAUAUUAUCAUGAAGCACCAUGAAGAGAAGUAACCUAUUCAAUUCAAGAUUUAAUUUAUCCAAGUAUUAUGCUUUAUACAACUUUUGAUGUUAUUCAUGACAAGCAUUGUCUCAUUUUCAUAACCACUUGAAUAGUAAGACAGGUAUUCAAAGUCAUCAAUAAUUUUAUUCACUGCAUUUACAUUUUUUAUUAUUGUUGUUAUCUCCAAGUUGACUUUAUUUUGUCAUAUGUUACCUCAACCAUUUUUCUAUAGUUUCAUGUAUGGUAUUUUAUGUAUACAUAUGAGCAUUUCUAUUACCAUACAAAUGCUAAAUGGAGAGGGGGGGUAAUAUGUCACAGAUUACAUUAUAGAAUUGUUUGUACAUUUCACUUUUUGAAAGUAAUAUAAGCCCUCGACAUGAGUCUCGGGAUUUAAUCCUCAAAUUUAGACACUUGACUUUCAAGUCAGGAUUUACCCAAGGGACGUAAUUAGUAUGUUUGAAAUCUAUUGGUUGAUUUGAAUUUAAACAAAGACAUUUUUGAAAAGAGUUAGCGCCAGAGAAUUGGAGGUAGUAAAGUCAGUCGAUAAAAUAAUGCCUUUGUAGUCAGUCACGUUUCUAGGAGCUUUGAUCUAAAGCCUUUGUAAUAUGUUCCAUGCUCAUUGAUUUGUAAUUUGUACAUAAACUGUACUUACGUUGUAUUUAAUAAAGUUCCAGAGUUUUGUUUUAUCAAAGAAUCGUCAAUUGUGAUUCUAGAUCGUCAUUUUUGUUAGCUAUUGAAUUCAAGUAAAAUCCCCGGCAUAACAACACAUCAUACCAUCAAAAGGUUGUCACAUCUGGCACAAGUGUUGUUACACUGACUAACAAUACUAAAGCCUU
Molecule: messenger RNA, 4679 nt
Organism: Biomphalaria glabrata
Lineage: Eukaryota; Metazoa; Mollusca; Gastropoda; Planorbidae
Exons: 2
Coding region: 1288-3339 (683 amino acids)
Source: RefSeq, a predicted model, not a curated record